AUGCAAAGUGUUUUAAACACUGUAAAAGGCACUGCCUUAGGAGUUGCUGAAUUUUUAACACCGAUUUUAAAGGAAUCAAAAUUUCGGGAAACGGGAGUUUUAACACCUGAAGAAUUUGUCGCUGCUGGAGAUCAUUUAGUACAUCACUGUCCAACAUGGCAAUGGGCAUCGGGAGAUGACACAAAAUCAAAACCAUACCUUCCUAAAAAUAAACAAUUUCUUAUUACAAGAAAUGUGCCAUGUAGCAGACGUUGUAAACAAAUGGAAUACUGUGAAGAUAAUGAGAAAAUUAUCGAAUCUGAUGAUGCUGAUAACGGUUGGGUUGACACACAUCAUUACGACACGAGUGUCAUCGAUGAAAAAGUAUCUGAAAUGAAUAUUGAAAGUCAAACAGAAAAUACAUUAAAUUCACCUAUCAGAGGAGACAUGUCAAAUAAUUGCAGUGGAGAUAAAAAUAAAGGAGGUGAUAAAAAUUGCCAUACAAAUGAAAAUAACAAUGAUGAUGAUGAAGAUGACGAUGAUGACGAUGAUGAAGCAUGUGAUAUGGAUGAAUUUGAAAAAGAAGGAUUUCCAAUGGAUGAUGAUGAUGAGGUUUAUGUACAAACUGCAGUAGUAGCAAGUCCUAAUUCUACAGAAUCGGGAGACAUUUUGAAAACGAGAACAUAUGAUCUACAUAUUACUUAUGAUAAAUAUUAUCAAACUCCAAGACUUUGGUUGUUUGGUUACGAUGAAAAUAGAAAGCCAUUAACUGUAGAUCAAAUGUAUGAAGAUGUUAGUCAAGAUCAUGCCAAAAAAACCGUCACAAUGGAAACUCACCCACACUUACCGGGUCCCCCAAUGGCAUCGGUACAUCCAUGCAGGCAUGCAGAAGUUAUGAAAAAAAUUAUACAGAGUGUUGUCGAGGGUGGUAGCGAAUUAGGAGUUCACAUGUAUCUAAUAAUUUUUAUUAAAUUUGUACAAGCUGUUAUUCCGACUAUAGAAUAUGAUUACACACAAAAUUUUAAUCUCACCAAAUGA
Molecule: messenger RNA, 1017 nt
Organism: Pediculus humanus corporis (human body louse)
Lineage: Eukaryota; Metazoa; Arthropoda; Insecta; Psocodea; Pediculidae
Exons: 4
Coding region: 1-1017 (338 amino acids)
Biological process (GO): nucleophagy; autophagosome assembly; autophagy of mitochondrion
Cellular component (GO): cytoplasmic ubiquitin ligase complex; cytosol
Molecular function (GO): Atg8-family ligase activity
Source: RefSeq, a predicted model, not a curated record